Molecule: messenger RNA, 1806 nt
Organism: Dothidotthia symphoricarpi CBS 119687
Lineage: Eukaryota; Fungi; Ascomycota; Dothideomycetes; Pleosporales; Dothidotthiaceae
Exons: 3
Coding region: 31-1689 (552 amino acids)
Source: RefSeq, a predicted model, not a curated record
AUCUAUUCCAUUUGCAUCUCUUACACGGGCAUGGCAUCCAUUAACAUGACAACUUUACCUGUUGUUUUGGAUACGGGAAGUACAUUAUCAAACGAUUCAAGCAAUUCCCAGAACCUCAAUUCCGCAUCUCAGGCAUAUCGUGAUUCGAUCCGUGCCUAUACCACCACUCAGGACAUCUGUAACUCUCUCUUCCCGGGAAACGAUUUGAGCAGGUUCGAAUUACUACUUCGCCAAGGUACCGAAAGAAUACCUACACAACUGGCUGCUGAUGAUUUUGUAACGUUGUACCGGUUCUCUUCUCAAGGAGAUAGAGAAGUCAAGCCGCUGAGAAGCGUCUCCGAAUUGCAUGACAAUUUCAACGACGUCCAGUCGGCGCCAUCUGCAUCUCAGGGGACAAACGAAUCAACGAUGUUAUUUCUGAGAGGUUUUCCAGCACCGGACUGGAUAGCUGCUAUCGGAGCAAAAUUCCAAGUCGAUCCAUGUUUCUUCUCAGGGCACAUGGCACUUCCGUCGGCCCUGAACGAUCGGCAUUUGACUUUUUCUCGGCCUCUGCUACCAUCGACAGCUUCAAAUUUUCUGCGACUUCGUUACGUCUCAAUCGGCAUGAGACCAACUGAGGAUAAAGUAGGCCAGGAGGACAUGAACAAGUCAAGGAGGGAUGCAGAAAACAAGAUGAAAAAAUAUCACGAUAACCUUGGUAUUCCAAAGCACAGGAAAGCCGGCGAUGCAAUCGUGAGGUUGUACCACUUACACAACGAGCAAUAUUUCUCGGUUGAACAAGAUAUCACCAUAUGUAAGCUGCAUACAGCUUGGGGCUGGCUCAGUCUUGUAUGCAUCGACUCCGGAAACGACCUUUCUGAAGGACCUGAAGGACCUUGGCGUGAAUCUAGAGAUUAUUCCAGGAGAUCAGGAUUCAUUCCAACCAUUCAGCAUGUCCCCGGAAUUGCUUUGAACUACCACUGGCGUAGUAUGACAAUCCCGAAAGAACGGCAUUUGAAAGGCAACUUCAACCAGAGCGCGUCACUGUUGGUUCACAACUACGGGCAAUCGCUUGACAAAGCUUUGGCAUCCGUUGAUCCGUUCUACGCUCUGAAUGAGCUGUACUCAUUUUCGGCCCACUCAAUUUGUCAGUUCCUCAACCUCAUCGACUCCAUAAUCAUGGUCGAAACUGGGUACGGAUUCGCCGAUGACCGGAAAUUCAGUCAACUGAACCUAUCAUAUCAUCAAGACAUUUUGAUUGAGCAGGCGAGGGUACUGCAGGACAUCAUCCGCGAUAUCGAAUCUCAAGGUGGUUCAAUGACGCAUUCAGUCAUGCGACAAGCGCAAACACCUCCUGUCGAUAUACCUCGCAGUAGAUUGUUGACUGAUUUCCAAGAACUUCUUGCGCGGACUGAGCGUUUGACUCAGCGUUGUGCUAGUGGGAUGAACGUGGUCAUGAACCGGGCAAUGAUUGCGGAGUCAAAGCGUGCCAUUUCGCAGGCGAGGAAAAUCGAACAACUGACGUGGUUAGCAUCGUUUUACAUCCCUCUGUCUUUCAUGACGUCUUUCUUCGCAAUGGAUCUCGGCAACAUUAGAAAACUACCUUUAUGGUUGUGGUUUGCGACAUCGAUCCCUGUGUUACUGCUAUCGUUUGUAGGUGUCCGAUUGUUGCGACGGUACUUUUCCAAACCUCUUGACGAGGCGGGCUGAGUCAAACCCGAAUUUUCUUAUCAAGAAUUGGUCACGUCUAAGGAUAGGUGCCAAGAGAUUACUUGCCUGGUUUUGAUUCGCUUGAUUUCAAUAAAACUCGCGCUUUUCUUUUGUUUG